AACUACCAAAAUUCAAUUGUGAAAUAUGUGUUCUAUGUUUGUCACUUCCACGUACAACAUCUUACAAUUACUUUAUUUGUGUCUUUGUUAAUUCAAUUCCUUACUUGGUCAGUAUCAUUCCACGCUUCAUGUUCUUUUCUCUAUCAUAUGAUUCUCUAUUGCAAUUGCCACCACCAACCCACAACACUUCCAUGGCUUCACGCUCCCCUCGGCUUCUAUCACUAGCCAGAAGGGCCUUUUCUUCAUCAUCUUCUCAAGCGAACGGGGUUUCCUUAGUUCAAGGAGCUUCCAGAGGAAUCGGCCUUGAAUUCGUGAAACAAUUGUUAGAGAACAAUGAUAAAGGACAUGUUGUUGCUACUUGCCGUAAUCCUAAUUCAUCAACUGGGCUUCUUCAAUUGAAGGAUAGAUUUGAUGAUCGUCUUCAAAUUUUGCCUUUGGAUUUGACUGUUGAAAGUUCUAUUGAGGCAUCUGCAUUGUCGAUAAAAGAGACUUACGGGCAUAUAAACCUUCUCAUUAAUGCAUCUGGGAUUCUUUCAAUACCUCGAGUAUUGCAACCAGAAACCACAUUGAGCAAAUUGGAGAAGUCAUCUUUAAUGCUUGCGUAUGAGGUUAAUGCCGUCGGUCCUAUCUUGGUUAUCAAGCACAUGUGGCCUCUUCUAAAAGCUGGAGGCGGCAUUGGGACCGAAAGAAAUGGUGCAGUUGUGGCUAGUUUGAGUGCAAGGGUUGCAUCUAUUGGCGACAAUCGUAUCGGGGGUUGGCAUUCGUAUCGAUCUUCGAAGACUGCUCUUAACCAAUUGUCGAAGAAUGUGUCGUUGGAAUUUGCAAGGAAGAAGGAUCCAAUCAUAUGUAUUCUAUUGCAUCCUGGUACAGUUGACACAGAUCUUUCUAAGCCAUUUCAGAAAAAUGUUCCUAAAGAAAAGCUCUUCAGCAAAGAGUUCUCAGUCCAAAAGCUGUUACACAUUAUUAACAAUGUGAAGAGCCAAGACAAUGGCAAGUUCUUCGCAUGGGAUGGUCAAGAAAUUCCUUGGUAACCUGUCAUAUUCAUGUCGAAUAACAUAGCAUGUAAGAAUGUUACUGAUAAUAAGUGUCAAACCCGCACUCAAUAAUAUUGGUUACUAGUCUCGUAUGUCCGAGGUCGAAGUCGAAUGACUCAAGUUUUGAUGUUGAACUUGAUUCACUGACCUCUAAACGUGAUCAAAUAGUCUAUUUUCACUACAGGCAAUCUGAAUAUGAUGGUGGAGAAGUUUAUUGGAGGAUAUAAUAAUUUCAGAAGAAAUUUAGGUGUGGUAGUUUAGUAUGGGAGAAAGUGAGAAGUGAAAAUGAUAAGAUUCUACAUGAUGUGACUCGAGUGCAAACUUACGCACUUAACAGACCAACUUGUGUAUCAAUCAAAUGGCCAUAUGAAUAGAGUUAGUGUACUAUUCAGCAAUGAUUACCAUACCUUACAAGUUACAACUAGAUGCAAUGUAUCCUGCAAAACUACAUGAGAUAAUAAUAAAAUUUAGAUUUGUUUGGUGUAA
Lathyrus oleraceus (garden pea) is the source of this 1520-nucleotide messenger RNA. RefSeq lists its product as uncharacterized. Gene Ontology annotation, cellular component: cytoplasm. The coding region runs from base 129 to 1031 and encodes 300 amino acids. Gene Ontology annotation, molecular function: oxidoreductase activity. Lineage: Eukaryota; Viridiplantae; Streptophyta; Magnoliopsida; Fabales; Fabaceae. The record is from RefSeq and is a predicted model, not a curated record. The transcript is spliced from 6 exons.